AUGGCAGCAGAUGUGGCUGACUCGUGUUACGAGUUGGGAAUAGUUCUAGUUGUGUUAUAUCCUAACACAACUAGGAUUACACAGCCCGCUGACGUGGCUAUUUUUAAGCCUCUAAAAAAUGCCUGGAAAAAUGCAGUUUCUGCGUGGCGUGAUAAGCACAAUGGAAAUGUUCUUACAUUAAUUGACUUCAGCACAGUUCUACAGGAAGCUAUGAAAAAUGGGAUAAAAAAAGACAGCAUCGUAUCUGGAUUCAAAACCUGCGGAUUGUACCCGUUCGACCCGGACGUUAUCGACUACAGUAAAUGUAUUGCCAAGUCUGCUGCAUUUCAGGAUCCUAGCCACCAUCACGCUGAACUCGACGUACGCGAAGCACAAAUUGCUGGGAAUAUUAUAGAUUCGGUUACCAAUCUCGACGCGAGUGAAAAUCCAGUUUCUGAGAAAGCUAUUGAUUCUGUCGUAAUUCCUUCCUACAUCAUUGAUCUUGUUUUGAAGGACAUUGGAGAAGAGCGUUUGAAUAAAAUAUUGUUGACCGAAGAGAUGAGUGAUGACGAGAUCGUUAUAAAGAAUAUUUACGAAAAGCUUAUAAAACCGUAUUGCUUGUCACAAAGGUUCACACACUCCAGCAAUGAGAAAACUAAAUACCUGGAUGAAUCAUCGGUGCACCCUUUCGAAAAUGCGACUAUCCCCGAUUCAUUUCUUACGGAGCCGGAAAUCUUGCAUACGUUAGUAAACUUUCAGUCACCUCAUCAGCAAUUGUUCGAAGUUUAUCAAAAUGACUCUUUCGGUAAAUUUAAUGAACCUGACUCACCUAAACUAAGUACAAGUAAUGACCUGUGGAAUACAACUCUUGAGUUAUGUACAGAGAAAAUAGUAGUCGCUGGAAAAAUUGAUAAUGUUCAAAUUCUUACCGCAUCAAAUAACAAUUUCAUUAACUUGAUACAAGAAACCACAGUUGACAUGCCGCUAGAUUUAUCCAUCGCACGACGGCAUAAUGAUUUGUCACCGAAUAUUCAUUGCUACCCAGAUACGAUCAACCAAGCUCCGUAA
Wyeomyia smithii (pitcher-plant mosquito) is the source of this 1047-nucleotide messenger RNA. RefSeq lists its product as uncharacterized. Bases 1 to 1047 code for a protein of 348 amino acids. The record is from RefSeq and is a predicted model, not a curated record. NCBI's taxonomy places the organism in Eukaryota, Metazoa, Arthropoda, Insecta, Diptera, Culicidae. The transcript is spliced from 3 exons.